GUUGAAUACUUUCUUGAAACCAACGACAUUUUCUACUAUCAAAUUCAAAUAAACAUUCAGAGAUUUAUUUUUGUAAAACAAAAACCCUGUAGAAUCUAAAAUUAAACUGAAUAUUAUGCAAAUUUACUCUUUCUCUUAAUUAUGUGAAUUUCUGUAUAUUCAACUCAAAAAUGCAGUAUAUUUUAUCAAAUAAAAGAUUUGUAAUGAAAAGAGGGUGUGGAUAGAAUAAUGUACAACGACACCCACCCUCAUUAUUGUGAUUGUGCAGCAACCAAAUAUAUUUGGUGAAUGUCAAGUAAUUGAGAAAAAAAGAAUCUUAGUAUUUCAUAUAAUUUUUAACGAAAUAGUAUUACUGUUAAUUAUUAAUUUAGAAAAUAAUCUACAUUAUUAUUUUAACGAGGAAAUAGUUAUCAAAUCUUUUCAUUUGAUAUUCGAACAUAAAAAAUUAUAUAGGCAAGGUUUUAUUGAAAAGUUGAUAAAAUAUUUGGCAAAUGUUACUGAAAAUAAAGUGUUGAAAAUUUCUUCAAGCUUUUUGUUCUUAAAUUAUAAAUGUAUAGAAUAGGAAAAAGUAAAUAUUGUACAAUGGUAAAAAAAAUACGUUCGAUAAGUGUAGUUACUAAUACGAAUAUUGUUGCUACUUAUAAAGUCUAUACCGUUGUUACAACAAGUUAGAGAUAAAUCUUUUACAAUUGAUUUAAAGUUUUAUAUGAUCUAUGCUAUCGUUAAUUCUAAGUGGAUUAUCAAAAAUAUCUUUUAUGAAUUUAUUAACUGUAAAUACAGGAGGAAAAGAAGCGUAGGAUGUAUAUAUAUAUGUAAUCUUUCAUUUGAAAUCACGGUUAAAAUAUUUUAUUUAGUUUGUAUCCAUCAUAGUGUAUGAUGAUCGUUCAAGGUUUUGUUCUACUAUUGCUGUUGUCAAUAGUACCUAGUAAUAGUCUUAUAUGUUAUGAAUGUGGAUGUAAUCAGAGUGAUACAACUGCGUGUAAUUGUGAUACUACAAGUGAUAUAACUGAUAAUGAUUAUUGUGUUAUCCUGGAACAAAGAUAUGUUGGUAAUACAUAUGUUCAAUUAAGUCGAAUCCCUCGCAAUUCAAGUUGGGUUUAUAUUGAAGAUCCGUAUUAUGUUCUUACACAAGAAUCUAUUAGAUAUAAUCUAACAACUAGACAAUGGUAUUUAUGGACAAUUAGUGUUUUAUUUGGAUGUGAUUGGGAUCUUUGUAAUUCUCCCAGUCUUAUCAAUUCAUUGCCUAAUUCAUUCAAGUAUAAUAUUAAUUCAACUUGGCUAAAUUCAAAUAUUUAUGGUACUGGUUCUGUUACUUCUUGUCAUCAUUGUGAUACAGAAGUAUGUGGUGAUGCAACAAAUCCGAGUGAUUUUGAUCAAUGUCAAAUGGUAACUUGUAACACUAAUGUAACAUCGUGUUUAGCCUAUGGUUUAUGGAAUAAUGUUGCUACGGGUGAACAAUGUUAUCAAUCACAAUGUGCACCAGAAUAUUUGAAUGGAGCAAAUGCUGAAAUUUAUGGUGGUAAACACAGAAUUGAUAUUGAAGCAGUUGUUUAUUUAGCAAAAGAUCGUUCAAAAUAUGAUAUUUGGGAAUUAGAUGUAUAUUGUGCAGUUAAUAAUUGUACCCGACCAACUAUUUUUCAAGAAAUAUCACAACAACUUACACUUGAAAUUGGUGAUUUAUCAGCAUAUCCACCAACUCGACCAUUAACAACACAAGCACCUACUCGACCAUUAACAACACAAGCACCUACUCGACCAUUAACAACACAAGCACCUACUCGACCAUUAACAACACAAGCACCUACUACAACUACACCAAUACCAAAUCCUUUGAGAUGCUACAGCUGUGAUUGUUUUGAUCAGCCAACAUGUCCAUGUUCAUCAACCGUCGUAAGUUCACUUGAUUAUACUUAUUGUGUUAUUGUACGUGAAAAUUUUGGUCAACAAACUUAUAUUUAUGCAGAUUAUCUUGAACUUAGUGCAACACUUAUGUAUAUUGAAGAAUUUCCAUAUGCAUUUGUUGAAGAAUCAAUUGAUUAUAAUGAAAAAACUGGUCUAUGGUUCACUACAACAAAUUUUAUUGUUUAUGGAUGUAAUUGGAAUUUAUGUAACAAACCUGAACUUAUACCACUUUUACCAAAUAGUUAUCAAAUGCGUCUUCCAGAAGCAUGGUUAAAUUCAAGUAUUCUAGGUAGUGGACAACCAGUUAGUAAUUGUCAUCAAUGUCCAGAAGGAGCUCAAUGUGGUACAGCUGAUUUUCUUGAUGCUAAUACAUGUCCAAUUCAAUCAUGUAAUACUACUUGUCUUGUUUUGGAUACUUAUGAAGAUCCAGCAUAUGAUUAUCUAUGUUAUCAAUCUUUUUGUCUUCCACCCGAUACACAAUAUUAUCAAUUAGAUCGCCAUAAAGUAGAAAUUGAAGGUAUUGUUUAUGCCAGUCAACAAAAUUUUGUUCACUUAUGGGAAAUAGAUAUUUAUUGUCGUGCUAAUGACUGUUCACGUCCUGGUAUAUUUAAAGAACUUCGUGAAAACUUAAGUGUAGUACCAGGUACUCUUGCUGCUUUAUUUACUGAAACACAUGAUCCAAAUAUUCCACAACGUCGAUGUUAUGAUUGCUAUUGUCAUAAUCAACCUAGCUGUAUUUGUGAAAGAACGACAAUUAUGGCCGCAAAUCAAACUUAUUGUAUGAUUAUGCGUCAGAACUAUGGUCAAGAUGUUUGGACUUCUUUAGGACAUAUUGGUCAAGAUUUAACCCGUGUGCAUAUCCAAGACUUUCCUUAUUUACUUGUUGAAGAAUCAAUUUUAUAUGAUGAACAACUAAUGCGAUGGGUUACAGUAACAAAUUUUGUUGUUUAUGGAUGUAAUUAUGAUUUAUGUAAUCAUCCAAGUCUCAUACCAUCUAUGCCAAAUAGCUUUCAAAUGCGUCUUCCAGAAGAUUGGUUAAAUACAAAUGUUAAAGGUUCUGGACAACCAGUUCGUAAUUGUCAUGAAUGUCCUGAUGGACCUCAAUGUGGUCACAGUGAUUAUCUCGAUACAAGCCAUUGUCCUACUAAGGAAUGUAAUACAACAUGUCUUGUUCUCGAUACAUUUGAUAAACCAAAUGAUGAUUUGCAAUGUUAUCAAUCAUUUUGUGCUCCACCUGAUUCCGAUAAUUUUCAUAUUGAUACACAUCGAGUGGAAAUCGAAGGUUUAAUAUAUCUUAAUAAACAACCACUUAGUGUUGAAUUGUGGGAAGUUGAUAUUUAUUGUCGAGCUGAUGAUUGUUCUCGACCAGAAAUAUUUACUGAACUUAAAUCUAACCUCACUGUCGUAAUAGGUGAUUUAAGUCCUUUUAAUCCGCAAACAUCAACAAGUUCGCAGUCCACAAAUAAUCCACCAACGACCACACAGUCUACAACUAAUCCACCAACGACCACGCAGACUACAACUAAUCCACCAACAACCACACAGUCUACAACUAAUCCACCAACGACCACGCAGUCUACAACUAAUCCACCAACAACCACACAGUCUACAACUAAUCCAACAACGACCACACAGUCUACAACGAAUCCACCAACGACCACGCAGCCUACAAAUAGUCCGCCAACAACACCAUCAAAAGCAUCACUCCUGACAAGUGCCAGCUUAUUCAUAUCAUUACUAAUAACAAUUUUUCUAAUGAACUUUCAUUGA
Molecule: messenger RNA, 3672 nt
Organism: Adineta steineri
Lineage: Eukaryota; Metazoa; Rotifera; Eurotatoria; Adinetida; Adinetidae
Source: the annotation of a GenBank genome assembly